AUGAAACUGAAAAAGGCUGCUGCAGAACGAAAAAUCAAACUUGAUUUCCUAUUACCUAACUUCGAUAAGCACAAAGCAAACAAAACAUACUACGAUUGGGCAUCAAAGGUUAUCUAUUGGUGCAUUGAGUGGCGUUUUAUCAAUGCCAACAAUAAAAUUAUCAUCGACGAACGUUGCUGCGAGUCAAAGACGAUGAACGAAUUGAUUGAAAAAUAUGUGGUUUCAUGUGAUUCGUUAAGUUCAUUGGCAGGCUAUCGAUCAAAAGGCUUGGGAAAAAUUUUGUUAUUACUAAAAGCUGAAGGUGUACGAAAAAGUUGUAACAGAUUUUAUCGAAUGGAUGUGUCAAAAACUCUCCAAGAAAACCUACAAGAAAAAACAAUCGUGGAAUUCCCAGUGAUUUACGUUAUAUUCGAUUCGGAUCUACAGGAUUAUGACAUUAUUAAUAACAAUGAGGACAUUGUAGCUGAAGAAACGCGAAAACACAAGAACCACUAUUUCCCGAUGGUGAGAAAAAAUAAAGGAAAAGCUGAUGCAAACAGUAAAGGCGGUAAUGGUGUAGCAUCCGAAUCGACCACAUAUAACAGUCAGAAACCAGUGAACUUUCUAUUUUCAAACGACACAGAUGCAAUGGAUGAUGACGACGAUGAUUCAAGUGAUUAA
Messenger RNA from Contarinia nasturtii (swede midge), 660 nucleotides. Its product is annotated as box C/D snoRNA protein 1. Gene Ontology annotation, biological process: maturation of LSU-rRNA from tricistronic rRNA transcript (SSU-rRNA, 5.8S rRNA, LSU-rRNA); box C/D snoRNP assembly; snoRNA localization. Gene Ontology annotation, cellular component: pre-snoRNP complex; nucleus. The coding region runs from base 1 to 660 and encodes 219 amino acids. The record is from RefSeq and is a predicted model, not a curated record. The transcript has 2 exons. NCBI's taxonomy places the organism in Eukaryota, Metazoa, Arthropoda, Insecta, Diptera, Cecidomyiidae.